AUGUUAUUAACUUUCAAAGUUUUAACAAAAUCUCAGACGCUACGACUAACGACAUGUUCACUAUUGAACGGUAAAGCUUUAAAUCUCCCAUUAUCAACCCGGUUCCCUCGUCAUUUGUCCACAAACACAAUUGCCGCCGAACAAAAUCGUAUUGAUAUAAAUGGUGCCUCAUUUGUUGUGGACAACUGGACCAAUGUUACACCUAAGAUACUCUCGUAUGUGGGCAUGCAAAAACACCUGCAAACAAAUCAUCCACUCUCCAUCAUCCGACAGCGUAUUGUCAACUACUUCUAUAAAUCCUAUAAGACAUCCCGAGGAAAUCCUUUAUUUUCCGUCUAUGACAAACUGAACCCGGUGGUAACGGUUCAACAAAAUUUCGACAAUCUGCUGAUACCAGUGGAUCAUGUAAGUCGUAACAAAUCGGAUUGUUAUUAUAUAAAUAAAAAAUAUUUGUUACGAGCCCAUACCACAGCUCAUCAGGUGGAUUUGAUAUCAAGUGGUUUGGAUAAUUUUCUGGUUGUUGGUGAGGUAUAUCGAAGGGAUGAAAUUGACAGUACCCACUAUCCGGUAUUCCACCAACUGGAUGCUGUACGUUUGGUAACGAAAGAUAAGCUGUUUGAGCGCAACCCCGACUUGGAAAUAUUUGAAAAUGAAUGGCGUGAAAUUGAGGGAGGCAACAAACAGCAGCAGCUGAUACAUUCAUCUUCCAAAUGUUUGGAUCAAUCCAAACAGCCCUGUCACACAUUGGAAGCUGUCAAGCUAAUGGAACAUGAAUUGAAACAGAUACUGCUGGGAUUGGCCCAAGAUUUAUUUGGUUCAAAUAUUCAAUAUCGCUGGGUCGAUACAUAUUUCCCCUUCACUCAGCCCUCCUGGGAAUUGGAAAUAUUCUAUAAAGAUAAUUGGUUGGAGGUGUUGGGUUGUGGCAUUAUGAGACAUGAAAUUUUACAGCAGUCGGGUGCGCACAACUCGAUUGGUUAUGCCUUUGGUUUGGGUUUAGAACGUUUGGCCAUGGUACUGUUCGAUAUACCCGAUAUCCGUCUGUUUUGGUCAAAUGACAGCGGCUUUUUGUCACAAUUUAGUGAAAAGGAUUUAUAUAAAUUGCCAAAAUACAAACCUGUAUCCAUGUAUCCUCAAUGUAAAAAUGAUUUAUCAUUUUGGUUACCGUCGGGAGUGGAUGUUGAUGCCGGAUUUGUGCCAAAUGAUUUCUAUGAUUUGGUACGUUCAGAGGCGGGAGAUGUUGUGGAGCAGAUCAGUUUGGUUGACAAAUUCAAACAUCCCAAAAAGGGCCUAACCAGUGUCUGCUUUAGAAUUGUCUAUCGCCACAUGGAACGUACCUUAACCCAGGCCGAGGUCAAUGAAAUCCAUAAACGUAUUGCUGAUGCUUGUGUUAAAAAUUUCAAUGUAGUUAUACGUUAA
Molecule: messenger RNA, 1416 nt
Organism: Musca vetustissima
Lineage: Eukaryota; Metazoa; Arthropoda; Insecta; Diptera; Muscidae
Gene: PheRS-m
Product: probable phenylalanine--tRNA ligase, mitochondrial
Exons: 2
Coding region: 1-1416 (471 amino acids)
Biological process (GO): phenylalanyl-tRNA aminoacylation
Cellular component (GO): mitochondrion; cytoplasm
Molecular function (GO): ATP binding; phenylalanine-tRNA ligase activity; tRNA binding
Source: RefSeq, a predicted model, not a curated record